UAAUACAAAAUAGAGAAAUAUGAUUGAACACGAAAUGUAUACGCAGCUUGAUGUUUUAUUACAUGAUCCAAAGCAGUUUUUAAAACCAUCAAAUAAACUUCAUUCUACUAUUCUUUUUCAAGUAAAAAAAUUACUUGAUCCUAUAAUUAAACAAAAUAGUAUUUUUGAUGACUUAUACCUUAAUGGAUUGGAUGGAAAUCAAAUAUUCGAAGAAGUUAGGCUUAUUACGAAUGAAUUAAUUGAUAGGUUGCUUGAAAAAUUAAAAAUUAUUUUGAAAAAUCAAGUAAACCUCAAAAAAAAAUUAAAAUAUAAGACAAAAAGAGAAAUAGAUACAGCCAAAGAGGAUGUAGACAGUCCUAAAGGACUUAAUAAAGAAAAAUGCCAGGAAAAUUCUAUAGAUAUAAUUGCAUAUAAAAGCAAUAUACUACCAAUUAAUGAUGAAUAUAUUUCAAAAGAAGAUAAAAAUAUUUUUAAAGAAAAAGUACUCGGACUAAAUAAUUUACCCAUUUCUACUAACAAUUUUAACAAUAAAAUAAAAAAAUUGGAAAAAAUAGAUAACCUUUUAGAUGAAAAAAAUAACGAUGUGUAUUAUCUUUCGAAUUUAAGUGAAAGUGAAGUAAGCAGUGAAUAUUCAGAUAAAGGAUUUGAAAAUACUAAUGAAAUUAAAUAUGCUAAUUUUUUUCUUCCUUCAAUAAAAAAAAAAAGCGAUGAAUUGUCUAAUAUACAAAAAACACCAAAGAAUCAAAAGCAUAAUGAUGGCAAUUUUGAAAAAGAUGCUAAUAUAAAAGAAAACCAUGAAAAUAUCAUGUCCAAAGUACAGCAAGAUUUAUUUGCAAAUAGCAAUGAGGAAAUUAAAGAACAUAAAAUUUCAAAUAAAUCAAAAUAUAUGAAAACUCAGAAAAUAUUAUCUGAGGAGAUAAAAAAACUAGAAAUGGAAAAUAUAGCAAAAAAGGAUUGGACGUUAAUGGGAGAAGUAAAGGCUAAAGAUAGAUUUAUAAAUUCUUUGCUCGAAGAAGAUAUAGAAUUUGAAAGGGAAACAAGACCAGAACCAGUGAUAACUAAACAGGAUAUCUUAAAUCUUGAGGAAAUAAUUAAAAAAAGAAUUAUUGAUUCUAACUUUAAUGAUAUUCAAAAAAUAUAUUCUAAAAAGAAAAAAACAUUCCAUCCUAGCAAAUUAUUUGAAAUUGAUGAUGAAAAAAACAAAAAAAGCUUAGCAGAGAUUUAUGAAGACGAAUAUAAUAAAAAAACAGACCCUAAUUAUAUAGGAAAGAAGGAUGAAAAACUAAUUAAAGAACAUAAUGAAAUCGAAGAACUUUUUAAAAAAGCAAUGAAUAAACUUAAUUCAUUAAGUAGUUUAUAUCAUAAACCAAAACUCGCAAAACCUACACUUAAUAUUAUUUCUAACGUUUCAACAAUUAUUAUGGAAGAAGCUCAGCCUUCAUCAUUGGCUACAAAUGAUAUGUUAGCACCCCAUGAAAUAUACAUUACCGGAUCAAAAAAGGUUAAAGGGGAAAUUCUAAAAAGAUCUGGCAUAAUAAUUGCAAAAAAUGAAAUGACUAGGGAAGAAAAAAAUAAAACUCGGAAAUACCUUAAAUCUAGAAAAAAACAUAAAUUAUUGAAUCAAACCAAUAAGCUGGCCGGAGAAAUUAUUAAAACAUUAAAAAAAAGUAAUGUUAAAAUUAUACAAGCAAAUAAUGAAAAAAAAAACAUUAUAAAACAUCCAAAGAGCUCUAAAGAAAUUAAAAGAUCAUUUGAAUUAAAAUUAUAA
Messenger RNA from Pneumocystis murina B123, 1768 nucleotides. RefSeq lists its product as hypothetical. The record is from RefSeq and is a predicted model, not a curated record. The coding region runs from base 20 to 1768 and encodes 582 amino acids. The transcript is spliced from 3 exons. Gene Ontology annotation, cellular component: Mpp10 complex; nucleus; sno(s)RNA-containing ribonucleoprotein complex. NCBI's taxonomy places the organism in Eukaryota, Fungi, Ascomycota, Pneumocystomycetes, Pneumocystales, Pneumocystaceae. Gene Ontology annotation, biological process: rRNA processing.